CAAAAAUAGAAGAUAGAAAAGAGGGUGCGAGUCCGAGCUCAGAAAAUUAGUUAGCUCUUCAAUGGCUGCUCUUGGUAAUAUCGCAAGUCUGAGACUCUUCUCUUCAUCAAAAUCAGCAACCACAAGAUCAAGAAGAACCACCACUGUUUCCAGUCCUAGACCAAGAAUUUCCUGCACUGUGGCAUGGGAUCCAGAGGGAAUUCUCGGUCCUCCACAAACAGGUCAUUUUGCUAGAAAAGAUUUCCAGUCGAAACUUGAGAAAGAUUCCGAUGCUCGUGAAGCUUACGAACGUCAAGUUCGUGAAGAAAUUGAACGGCGUCAUGCUGCUCGUCAGGCUCGUGUAGUUCCGGACAGCAUCGAACAAUUAGUUGAGUAUUUCCUAGAUACAGAAGCUAGAGAACUUGAAUUCGAGAUUGCAAGACUAAGGCCUCGGCUAAACAAAGAGUUUUUUGCUCAUUUGAAGUUUGAGCUUGGUCAGUUGCGGUUUGCUGUUUCGAGGACUCAAGCUAUGGAAGAUAGACUAGUUGAGCUAGAAGCAAUGGAGAAAGUUCUAAUGGAAGGUACGGAAGCUUAUGACAAAUUGCAAGCAGAAAUGAUUACAACAAAAAAUUCACUAGGAAAAAUAUUGAGAUCCACUGACGUAAAAGCGACUUUGUUAGAGAUGGUUGAAGCUAAUGAGAUUAAUAAAUCUUUAUUAGCACUUCUUGAUGAAAAUAUCGCUACUGCACAUUUAAGUGACCAGAAAGAAGCUGCAUUUUUCAUGGAGAGAGUUCGUGCUGCGCUUCUCAAGUACAUAACUGCAUAGGUUUAGCAGUUUAUGUUUCUGUUCAAUUUUGUUUCUAGAUGAAUAAUUUUUUGGUUGCAUUUUUUGUUUAUCAAACUGAAGUCUUAUAUUAUGUACUAAUGAUAUGUAAUAAUGAGCCUACUUUGCUGUGAAUGGAAGAGUAUAGUCUGAAUCACUCGAAAAUUUAAAUA
Molecule: messenger RNA, 975 nt
Organism: Papaver somniferum (opium poppy)
Lineage: Eukaryota; Viridiplantae; Streptophyta; Magnoliopsida; Ranunculales; Papaveraceae
Exons: 2
Coding region: 62-805 (247 amino acids)
Cellular component (GO): chloroplast stroma
Source: RefSeq, a predicted model, not a curated record